Molecule: messenger RNA, 1719 nt
Organism: Kwoniella shivajii
Lineage: Eukaryota; Fungi; Basidiomycota; Tremellomycetes; Tremellales; Cryptococcaceae
Product: A/G-specific adenine glycosylase
Exons: 11
Coding region: 1-1719 (572 amino acids)
Biological process (GO): mismatch repair; base-excision repair
Cellular component (GO): nucleus
Molecular function (GO): purine-specific mismatch base pair DNA N-glycosylase activity; adenine/guanine mispair binding; 4 iron, 4 sulfur cluster binding
Source: RefSeq, a predicted model, not a curated record
AUGCGAGCGAGUUCUUCCCACUCCAGAUCACCAUCGAUCAUAUCUAUCCCCGAUUCAGAUGGAAGUGAUUACGUUCCUAUACCUAAUAAUAAAGGCGAUGAUGGUAGCCCAAUCAAGAAAACUUCAGUCAAGCGUAAACGAUCAAGUAUUGCGCCUACCCGAAAAAACGAUAUCAGAUCCAAGGCCAAAGCUGAUAUAGAUGAUGAUAUUGGAUUGGCAGAUAUCGAAGAUAUCGGACCUAUCAUCAGACGAGAUCAUGAUCAAUUGUAUCAUAAGGUAGACGAGAUAGUUAAAGUGCAAGAGGAUCUACUUACUUGGUUCGAGAAUUGCAGGGAGAAAAGAGGAAUGCCCUGGAGAAAGAAAUAUAAUCCAGAAUUGAGUAUGGAUCAAAAAGGUCAAAGAGCUUACGAGAUCUGGGUUUCCGAAGUUAUGUUACAGCAGACUCAGGUGAACACAGUGAUAGCUUAUUGGGAGAGGUGGAUUGAGAAAUGGCCCACUAUCACUGAUCUUGCGAAAGCGGAUGUAGAGGAAGUGAAUGCUAUGUGGCGUGGUUUGGGAUAUUAUCGACGUGCUCGUUCAUUGCUCGCUGGCGCAAAGACAGUCAUGUCGAAAACAAAAUAUCAAGGUAGAUUGCCUGAUGAUCCUAUAAUAUUGGAAAAGGAGAUUGAUGGUGUUGGACGAUAUACAGCAGGUGCUAUCUGUUCAAUAGCAUAUGGGAUCAGAACUCCAAUCGUUGACGGGAAUAUACAUCGACUUUUUACUCGUCUAUUGGCUUUACAUGCACCUCAAACAGCCCCAAGUACGAUCAAGUCACUCUGGACAUCUGCUGAAGAAUUAGUGGGAAGACUUCCUAAAGAUAAGGAGAGGAAAGGUAUAACAGGCGAUUGGAAUCAAGCUUUGAUGGAAUUAGGCAGUCAAGUUUGUAAACCUCUUUCACCAGAUUGUCAAGUUUGUCCUCUCAAAUCGAGCUGUAAAGCUUACGCAGAGCUUUCAUCGUCUCCGCCCAAGCCUUCCGAACGACUGUGCACUUUAUGUGCUCCAAUACCUCUGUCGACAAGUACAGAAAAGAUACCAAGCGUUACCAUCUUUCCUAUGCGAAAAGAGAAGAAAACGUCGAGAGUCGAAGAUGAGUCCGUCUUGGUACUAGAGUGGAAAGGCGAAGAGGGGAAAAGGAGGUGGCUAUUCGUCAAACGACCUGAAAAAGGUUUAUUAGCUGGAUUGUUCGAGCCUCCUACAACUCCAGUUCCAACUUCUAGCAAACCAAAGGAUUGUCUUCAAGCUUCAUUGAAGUCACUGACAGAAUACAUUAAGGUUACCGCGCGAGAAUUAGCAGAAGUCAAGACGUAUAAUCAUAUCUCUUCAAUACCACACAUCUUCUCACAUAUAAAUAUGACUUAUCAUGUACAUCACUUCAUUCUUUCUUCGACUAUCUCAGAUCCGCCGGAGAUCUUAUCGACUAGUCCACGAGUCGCGAUAUGGAUGGAUGAUAAUCAAGUGGAACAUGCAAAUGUUGGCACGGGAGUCAAAAAAGUAUGGGCUGAGGUAUAUGGUUCAUGGGGUUCAUUCGAUGAAAAUCAUGAAUCAUUUGCUGAAGCAAAGACCAAAACAGCGUCUAAGAAGAUCAAGGAGAAGAAACCACUAGAAGAGGUAAAGAAUGGUAAAGUCGUCAAGAAAAUUAUGAUGCCUAUGAUGCCCGUGAAGAAAAUCAAAGAGAUGUAA